Molecule: messenger RNA, 5945 nt
Organism: Astyanax mexicanus (Mexican tetra)
Lineage: Eukaryota; Metazoa; Chordata; Actinopteri; Characiformes; Acestrorhamphidae
Exons: 2
Coding region: 1038-5831 (1597 amino acids)
Biological process (GO): DNA integration
Molecular function (GO): zinc ion binding; nucleic acid binding
Source: RefSeq, a predicted model, not a curated record
UGUUACGUGCACCUGCACGUAGCGCUCUCUCUCUCUCUCUCUCUCUCUCUCUCUCUCUCUCUCUCUCUCUCGCUCGCUCACUCUGACUACUAGGUCUGGUGGCGUCAUGUUGGUGGGAGGAGCUUCGCCACGCUUUCCAGUCUGAUGCCACGGCUGUCAGCCAAUGACGUGCGGACGGGGCGGGCACUUCCGUUUAAAAGAGGCCCCAUUCAUUCAGUCGGGAGAUGAGAGUCAGGAGAGAACUGAUCAGAGUGUUUUGUUAUGCUGCUUUCCUGUGUGUGUAUAUAUAUUGUCUGUUGGUUGUGUGAUUGGUAAAGGCUGGGAGAAGUAUAGAGUUGAAGUUAUUGUUUGUUGUGAGCGUGAGGUGUGUGUGUGUUCCUCCCGUCACCCUCGCCUGCUGCUCCCUCCUUAUAGUCCUCUGUCACUGGGUUUCUGGUGGACAGCUAGUUGGGCCCAUCACAUUUUACACCACGUAGGUAUUUUUGCUUGUAUAUACACACUAGGUUAGGGGCGGGUGCCACUUUUGUAUGUUUGGUUAGUUUAGUUUGGGUUAGGCAGUUUAGUGCACUUUUAUUAUGUUCCUUUCUUUGGCACCGUCCUUUGUCCACCUUAAACCUUUAAGUUAAAAGAGCAGCUGAUUUAUUUAAUUAUUGUUUUGUGGUUUUGCCAUAUUAUUGUCCAGUUGUGUUUGUAAAUAUGUUAAUAUAUAAUUUUCUGAAAAUUAAGUAAAAGCUCUGGCUUUUCUUUUCACCACAUCCACUGUUUCCAGUCUUUCAUUUUGUUUACGUCCUAAUACUCCCUAGACCUAAAAUAUUUUUAAUUGGGAACGUAACAAUUGGGGGCUCGUCCGGGAUAAAUUAAUUAAUUGAUUUUCAAUUAAAGAAAUUAAUUUUUUUUUUUUUUUGAAAAUUGAUUGUUUUUUUUAUAUCUGUAUUUGGAUCCCGUGCUUCUAUUGAUUGGGGGCGGUGUAGUGUUUGGUGUUAGUUAGUAUUUUUGGACUUUUGUAGUAUUUGGGACUUUUUGUGAUUUUUGGCAAGAUGGCUUCGUUUGACGUGAAGGCUUUCUUUGAAAACCCUAGCUUAGAGGUUUUAGAAACGUUGAAAAAGGAUGAGCUACUUCUUAUAGCUAGCCAGUUUAAACUACUUGUGACUAGGACAAUGUUUAAAAAAGACAUUAAAAAGUUGUUGACACAGCAUUUGAUCGAUAUGGAGAUGGUGAGUGUGCCCCCCGUGGUAGACACUACUGGUGACGUGCCCUCUUUUGGUGAGGUUAGUGCAGGGAGUGACGUGGGCCUCCCGCAAGCGGGAGUUCUGGAUAACUCGGACGGGCCCGAUGAGCCGGCAACUCCGUCGGCGGCGCCAGAAUCAGAGGUAAGGGUACUUCUUCCUCCUUAUGACCCUGAGUCUCCUGCCUCUGAGGGUGGGGAUCCUCUUGAUAUUCGCCUAGCUCGUCUCCAGCUGGAGGCUAAGGAGAGAGCUGAGGUGCGUCAGCUUGACCAUGAGUACCGGUUGGCCGUCCGAAAAAUGGAGCUGGAGACAGAGCAGAAGGUACGGUUGCGCGAACUGGACCUGAAGGCCCAGCUUAAACAGCCGGUCGCGCUCGCUCCAGCAGAUGUUCCGAGCGGUUCUGCCCCGUCUCACCCUGCUGUGCCGUCCACCCCUGUUGCGCAAUCCACCGUAGGCUCCACUGCUGUUGAUUCUUCUAUUCCGCCACUAGAUAUAAGUAAAUACGUGUCACUUGUCCCUCCCUUUAGAGAAUCCGAGGUCGACACAUAUUUUGGUGUUUUUGAACGGCUAGCUGUUAUGUUGGGAUGGCCCAAAGAAGUUUGGACAUUAUUGUUACAGUGUAAAUUAGUUGGAAAAGCUCAGGAGGUUUGCUCAGCUCUUUCUCUCCAAGACAGUCUCCAAUAUGAUGUGGUUAAAGCUGCUAUUAUGCGAGCUUAUGAAUUAGUCCCCGAGGCUUAUAGACAGCGUUUUAGGAACGUCCGUAAACAAGCUUCUCAGACCCAUGUAGAGUUUAUGCGUGAAAAAGCGGUCCUUUUUGAUAAGUGGUGCAGCGCGUGUAAAGUUACUGAUUUUAAUUCUCUGCGUGAGUUGAUCCUCUUGGAGGAAUUUAAAAACUGUCUACCUGAACGAGUGGUCGUUUAUUUAAAUGAACGUUCUGUCCCGACUGUGUCUCAGGCUGCGGUUUUCGCAGACGAAUUUGUGUUGACCCACAAACAGGCUUUUAAACCGGCUGUGUACCAAACUGUUGGCGUCCCAAGUAGUGCAGGUAAAGCUGUUCGCAGCGCUGGUUCUCCGCCGCGCUCUCAUGAUGACAGAGAGUGCUACUAUUGUCACAAGAUAGGGCACAUAGCUGGCAACUGUCUAGCCCUUAAGAAGAAGUUGGGGAGUAAACGGGCUGAUGGUUCGCCUAAACCAGUGGCGCUGGUUGAUUGUGGCCGAGUACUAGUUAGUGAGAUACCAGUGACCUCGCUACCAGACCCCUGUUAUAGUCCGUUUGUUUCACAAGGCGAAGUUAGCCUAAAUGCGGGUGAAGCAGCUGUCCCUGUUAACAUACUGAGAGACACUGGGGCUGCGCAGUCACUUAUUUUAGCUAACACUUUGCCAUUUGGAGUUGACUCUUUUUGUGGUUCUUAUGCUGUUUGUAAAGGUUUGGGAUCUGACUAUAUGAAGGUGCCGUUACACACAGUAUAUUUGGCUUCUAAGCUACUCUCUGGUCUGUUCAGGAUCGCUGUCUGCGAUGCGUUGCCCGUAGACGGUAUUGCUGUGAUUUUGGGCAAUGAUCUCGCUGGAGGGAAAGUGUUCCCAAUUUUGGAGAUUUUAGACACGCCUGUUUUAGAUUGCCCAGAGAUGUUUGAGAAAGUUUCACCUGAUGUUUUUCCUGCUUGCGUGGUCACUCGCGCCCAGGCGCGUAGAUUUGGGAAUGAAAUCGAGCUGUCAGACACAUUUUUAGCUGGAGAGGAAAAGGACGAGGGUUUUAAUGCGCUUUUAUCUAAGGCUGCCCUGGGGGAAAUGAAAGAACCAGGACAGAUGUUGGAUUGUGGUCUUAGUAGAGAGUCGCUUAUAAAAGCUCAAAAAGACGACCCGUCAUUGUGUAAGUAUUUUGAUAUGGUUGUUGAUGUGGACAGUGAUACAGACAGGUGUGCUAUGUGUUACCUUGACAACGGUCUUCUAAUGCGCAAAUGGAGCGCACCCCAAAAUCCAGAGCUCCACACGUACCGGCAGAUAAUUGUUCCUGUGGCUUAUAGGACGCACAUUUUGAGCCUUGCCCAUGAUGCUCCUUGGUCUGGACACUUGGGUAUUACCAAAACGUACAAUCGUGUUUUGAAGUACUUCUUUUGGCCAGCACUUAAGCGAGAUGUUGUUAAUUAUUGCCGUACGUGUCAUGUAUGCCAGUGUACGGGUAAACCCAACCAGGUCGUUCCCCCAGCUCCUCUCUGUCCGAUUCCUGUUAUGGCAGAGCCUUUCGAGAGGGUGUUGAUAGAUUGUGUUGGUCCGUUGCCAAAGUCCAAGUUAGGUAACAAAUUUUUAUUGACCAUAAUGUGCACCUCUACACGUUUUCCCGAGGCUAUACCCCUCAGGAAAAUCACAGCGCCUGUGAUAUUACGUGCUUUAGUUAAAUUUUUCUCGACGUUCGGCCUGCCAAAAAUCAUCCAGACGGAUCAGGGGACAAAUUUCAUGUCCAAGAUUUUUGGCCAGGUCAUGAGAACUUUAAAUGUGCAGCACGUAGUCUCCUCACCGUUUCGUCCCGAGUCACAAGGCGCUCUCGAACGCUUUCACCAGUCGCUUAAAUCAGCUUUGAGGAAAUUCUGUUUUGAGUCGGGUAAACAGUGGGAUGAGGGUGUCCCAAUGAUGCUGUUUGCGUUGCGAGAAUCUGUGCAGGAGUCUCUAAUGUUCAGUCCAGCUGAGUUGGUGUUUGGGCACACGUUACGCGGUCCUCUGAAAGCAAUGCAGGAGUCUCUUAUGACGCAUAGUGAUACUGUCCAGUCUAAGUCAGUUUUAGAAUAUGUGGACUCGUUCCGUGAGCGGUUGCACAAGGCUUGGGAAAUUGCAGGCGAAACCUUAAAGUCCUCACAAGGCAAGAUGAAAAAGGACCACGACAAACGCGCUGUGUCGCGUAGUUUUAGUCCAGGGGAUCAGGUGCUAGCCUUACUGCCUGUCCCUGGCUCCUGUCUUUCUGCUCGUUUCUCUGGUCCAUACGUUGUGGAGAAAAAAUUGAGUGAAACCAACUACCUCAUCGGUACCCCUGACAGACGUAAAAAGUAUCGUGUUUGUCAUAUUAACAUGUUAAAAUUGUAUCUCACCAGGGUCAGUGAAGUUGGUGAUGCUGCACCGGUUUUGGUUACUGCUGCCAUAAAUGCGCAGGAUGGGGGUGACGAGUCGUACUCUUCCAACGCUACUGCACGUGUUCCAAACUCUCAGGCAUUAAAGGCGUUAACAGCGAGUUUAAGUCAUCUAACUCCGUGUCAGAGAAGUGACAUUGUCACUUUAGUUAGUGAUUUUCCUACUCUCUUUAGUGAUGUUCCAUCCCAGACUACUGUUUUGUGUCACGAAAUAAAGGUGACUUCAGACAGACCAAUUAAGCAGCACCCAUACCGCGCUAAUGUAAGAAAAAGAGAAGUGAUGAAACAGGAGGUAGAAUACCUGUUGGAACAUGGUUUUGCGAAACCAAGUGUGAGCCCGUGGAGCUCGCCUUGUUUAGUUGUCCCGAAACCUGAUGGCACGUUCAGGUUCUGUACUGAUUACAGAAAGGUAAAUGCAGUGACAGUCCCAGACUCUUUUCCAUUGCCGAGAAUGGAUGAUUGUAUUGACAACAUAGGUGCUGCACAGUUUGUCACUAAACUUGACUUGUUAAAAGGGUAUUGGCAGGUUCCUCUCUCCCCAGAGGCUUCAGAUAUUUCCGCGUUUGUUACGCCGGAUCACUUUCUGCAAUACACAGUGAUGGCUUUUGGUUUUAAAAACGCUCCCGCUACGUUUCAGCGCCUCAUUAAUCAAGUUUUAGGUGACGUUCCAAACUGCUCAGCGUAUUUGGAUGACGCAGUUAUUUUUAAUCAUGACUGGCCUUCUCAUGUGUCCACUCUGCGCGAUGUUUUCACACGUUUAAAAGACGCGUCUCUGACCUUGAACUUGGCUAAGUGUGUGUUUGCGCAGGCAACUGUGUCGUACUUGGGGAUGCAAGUUGGAAAAGGUCAAGUGCGCCCUCUGGGGGCGAAAGUGGCUGCAAUUCAGGACUUUCCAGCACCCAAAACGCGGCGUAACUUGCGCCGGUUUUUAGGUAUGGCAGGCUACUACAGACGUUUCUGUAAAAACUUUUCAGAUGUUGUAGAACCCCUCACGAAGUUACUGAGUCCAAAGGUGGAAUUUAUGUGGUCUCCUGCUUGUGAGCAUGCUUUUACUAGUGUGAAAAUUCUGCUGACUGAAGCCCCUAUUCUUUUAGCCCCUGAUUUUGGUAAACCGUUUCUGCUGGAGGUGGAUGCAAGUGAUGUUGGUGCUGGGGCGGUGCUGUUACAGGAGGAUUCCGAUGGGAUUCUUCACCCCACUUGCUAUUAUUCACAUAAGUUUAACAGACAUCAGCGCAAUUACUCCACUAUUGAAAAAGAAGCGUUGGCACUGAUUCUGGCAGUACAACACUUCGAGGUGUAUGUUGGUGGCUCUUCUUUUCCUGUAGUAGUGUUUACUGACCAUAACCCAUUAGUUUUUCUGUCCAGAAUGUUCAACCAAAACCAGAGGCUGAUGCGGUGGGCUCUCCUGUUACAGGAUUACCAGCUCGAGGUCCGCCACAAGAAGGGGGUCGAGAACGUCGUGGCAGAUGCGCUUUCCCGCGCCUAGUGUUGUUUUUUUUUUUUUUUUUUUUGCUGUUAUUUGCACCUUGUUGUAGAGAAUUUAGUUUAUGGUGUAACUAAUCGCAAACUAUGUUGCUUUUUUUUAGGGGGGGCGUGUUAC